AUGCCGCGACUGCCCUUCCUUGGUCGUCUAACGACAAGAGACUAUGUCGCCCUCAUCUUCGGCGGCCUCUUCGUCGCCCUCGAGACCAUCCUCACUUUCAUCAUCUCCUUCCUACCAAAGUCCGUCAUACAAUGGUUCUACGAGCGCUCCCGCACCAUCUUCCACGUCGUCGUCGGCCCCCCAAUACCCAAAUCCGACGAGCAGCGCCUCGCUGAGCGCAUCCGCCGCGCCGAGGAUUUCCAACGCCUCUGCGAAAUAUUCGGCUACCAGCACGAAGAGCACGUCGUCCUCACCAAGGACGGCUACCUCCUCGGCCUCCAUCGUCUCCCCGCCAAACGGGGCGAGGACAGGGAGAAGCUCGGUACAUCCACCGGCAAGCCCGUCGUCUACCUCCACCAUGGUCUUCUCAUGAACUCCGAGGUAUGGAUCUGCCUCACCAGCCCCGAACGCUCUCUGGCCUUCACUCUUGUCGAGCUCGGCUUCGAUGUGUGGCUAGGCAACAACCGCGGCAACAAGUACUCCAAAAAGUCCAUCCACCACAACCCGAACUCGACCAAGUUCUGGGACUACAGUAUGGACGACUUCGCCUGGCAUGACAUCCCCGACUCUAUCGAGUAUAUUCUCCGAGUGACCAAGGAAGAGAGCUUGAGCUAUGUCGGCUUCAGCCAAGGCACCGCACAAGCCUUCGCCGCGCUCUCUAUCCACCCACCGCUGAACGAGAAGAUCAACGUCUUCAUCGCGCUCGCUCCCGCUAUGAGCCCUGCCGGGCUCGCUGCGUCCGUCGUGGACAGUCUCAUGAAGGCCUCGCCCACGCUCGUCUUCCUCAUCUUCGGCCGCAAGUCGAUCAUGUCCUCCGUCCCCGGCUGGCAGUCCCUCCUCUACCCGCCCCUCUUCGCCGCCUCGAUCGCCGUUUCCCUCCGCUGGCUCUUCAACUGGCACUGCCGCAACAUCGGGCCCCUGCAGCGCCUCGCCGCCUUCGCGCACCUCUACUCCUCCGCGUCCGUCAAGUCCGUCGUGCACUGGUUCCAGAUCAUGCGCAACGCCAAGUUCCAGAUGUUCGACGACGACGUCCAGCGCGUCAUCCGCAUCCGCCGCGCGCCCCGCCCCGCCGGCGUCACCGCGUACGCCCCCGCCCGCUUCCCCACGCGCAACAUCGUCUCGCCCAUCGUCCUCCUCUACGGCGACGGCGACUCGCUCGUCGACAUCGACGCCAUGCUCCACGAGCUCCCCAAGCGCAACACGCGCGUGCGCAGGCUGCACGGCUACGAGCACCUCGACGUCAUCUGGGGCGACGCCGUCCACACGGACGUCAUCCCGCACGUCGUCAGCGCGCUCAGGGAGCACGCCGUCCGCCCGGAGCGGCUCGCGGCCUCGGUGAAGAUGACGAACGGGUUCGACGCGGCCGUGGCCGCGGGCGAGGCGACGGACGGGUACAAUACCCCCGCGGACACCCUCUCUGGCUACGAAAGCUGAACGCUGACGCAUAGCUGAUUGUAUUCUGGAUAUGGUCGUGAUACUUGGGGCCAGUGGAUGGAUAGGAUGCGCGGACACUGGUUUGUCCGAGGCGUGGCGUGUUCGGACUCUCGCACGUCUCGAGGAGCGGACUAUAUUCUUGGUUUAUAAUGCACGUGCAGAGGGCUCUGUGAUUUUGAGUAAUCUCAUCCAACCUUUUUC
Messenger RNA from Dichomitus squalens LYAD-421 SS1, 1674 nucleotides. RefSeq names its product triacylglycerol lipase. The coding region runs from base 1 to 1473 and encodes 490 amino acids. Lineage: Eukaryota; Fungi; Basidiomycota; Agaricomycetes; Polyporales; Polyporaceae. The transcript is spliced from 2 exons. The record is from RefSeq and is a predicted model, not a curated record.